Messenger RNA from Symbiodinium sp. CCMP2456, 1749 nucleotides. The record is from the annotation of a GenBank genome assembly. Lineage: Eukaryota; Dinophyceae; Suessiales; Symbiodiniaceae.
AUGCUCUUCCCCAUGUACACCGUAGCUGCGGAUGUGCUGCUGAAGAUGACGACGGUCGAGCCCCACGAAAAGUUAAAGGCUGGAGGUGAGCUUGUUGCCUUCAGCGACGACUUGGGCAAGGCAGCGUUCGUGUCGCACCAGUGGCUUGCCAGGGACCACCCAGAUCCCGAUUUUAAGCAGAUGCGUACAUUACAGGAUGCCUUGCAGCGCAUCCUGAACGGCUCUGGAUCUCUUUCGUUGGACUUUAUUACGGAAGCCUUGGUGCAAACGGUCAAGCCUCUUCCCAUGCAGGAGUUCCAGGUGCAGAAGUUGUACUUCUGGUACGACUAUUUCUCAUGCCCACAGCUAGAGAGUCGAAUCGACAAAAAGUCGGAUGCGCACCAGGCCAGCGCCAUAACAAGCAUCCCGGCAUAUAUAGCCAGAUGCGGUUUUUUCAUUGCGCUGUGCCCUGUUCUCGACUGCCUCUUCAAGAGCACAGUGCUCACGGCAGGGACCUGGAGCAGGAGGGGGUGGUGUCGCCUAGAACGAGCAGCGCGCGAGCUGUCACCAAACAGCACAUGGAUUCUGAUUCAAAGCGAAAGAUCCAUUGAAGUUGUUGGCACAGUGCUGUCCUUUCCCAGUGGCCCCGUUGGGGAAGGCGAUUUCGAGAUCGAGGAGGAUCGACAGAAGCUGGCCCGUGUGAUGCGGCAGAUCUUGGUUCAGAAACUGCUUCAUUGCCUGCGAGUGGGCGACCUGCCCGGAUUCCGGCGCCACUUCAACCUCCAGACGGUUCACCUGCGGGGGCUGGAGAUUGAGCCGAUUGGUGGUCUGCUUCCCAGCUCUACGGGUGGUGAUGAUGCGGCGGCAGAGUUCCUGCACCAGAACGGCUUGAGGAACGUCGGUGAGGCCGACAGCACGGGGUGGUGGCCUUUGCACUACGCGGCGCUGGCCGGCAACGCAGAAAUGCUGCGAGGCCUCCUGGAGAAGCGUGCAGACGUGAACCGGCGCACGUCAAAGGAUGAGCCGAUUUUGGGCUUCCCACCUUGGGUGUCGGCUUUGGAUCUGGCCGUGUUCUACAAGCACCACGAGGCCACGCGGCUGCUUCUCACGGCAAGAGCUCACCUCCAGGGCGGAGUUGCGCCAGCUGUCUUCGUGGCGGCCAACACGAACAAUGCAGAAGGAGUCCGGCUUCUGUGUGCAGCGGGUGCCAAGCCCCUGGCCCCCAACGCGUUCGGCGUCAGUUCUUUGCGAAAUGCAGCAGCUUGUGCGGCUCCUGCAGCACUGGAGGAGCUGGUGAUGCAGGGUCGCCCAAGUUCCCUGGAUCUUUCGCGUGCGCUCUUCGAUGCUGUGGCAAUACGGGGUGGCUCGGCGGAGUUGACAAACCGGUUGAUCGCCCUCCGGGCCGACAUCGACUUUCAAUUGAAUUUUUCACGUGACUUCGGCACACUGGGCCGGCUGCUCUUUGUGGGGAAGUCCCUGCAGUACCAGUUUGGGCGGAAAACUGUUCUGACCACUCUGGCCUAUCAUCUGCAGGGCAGCACGCCGCUGAUGCAGGCCAUCAGGUCGGCUCAGUUCGAGGCCGCCGCAACUCUGAUAGCAGCCGGCGCGAGACUGGACCUCUGCAACCGCCGGCGCUGGACUGCGGCAGAUUUUGCCCGUGGCCAGUGGAUUCCACGCUUUCUGCAGCUUGGUCUUGAGGGGGACCCGUCAGAGUGCCGGCGGGUCUCCUCGCUCGCUCUUGCCGAUGGCUAUGUCGAGGUUCUUUUUUGA